Messenger RNA from Rhipicephalus sanguineus (brown dog tick), 685 nucleotides. RefSeq lists its product as uncharacterized. The record is from RefSeq and is a predicted model, not a curated record. The transcript is spliced from 2 exons. The coding region runs from base 11 to 685 and encodes 224 amino acids. Lineage: Eukaryota; Metazoa; Arthropoda; Arachnida; Ixodida; Ixodidae.
CUUUGUGGGUAUGCGCAACCAUAUGGGAGUCAUAAUCGUCAUCAUCAACGUACAGCUGCGAAGAAGAAAAGACAGAAUGGCGGUCGCUGCUGCACCUUGCGAACAACCAGGCAUUGAACCUUGCUUCGGCUGCGUCCAAGCUGCCCGGGAAGUGUUACCGACGGACGGCCACUGCGGAUGCCGUUCGCACUACGUGCCCGGGCAGGGCUUAGUCGUCGCGUAUCGCUGCGCUUACCACGCCGGCCAGCAGGAGGACGGCGCCGAGGAAUGGCAGGGCUGCGACGAUCCUAACGAGCAGCCCCACGUGGGAUUCGACGUUGACGAGUACCAUCCGGGCCUCGAUGGCCGGCAUUGGGACGUGGGCGACUCGAACGAAAAGACCCGCAAGGAAUUCGACAGGCGCAGGGCCACCGCGGCGGCCAAGGACCCGUGUGCCAAGGAAGCCAACGAGUGGAUGUUGACGAGCGAGCGCUCCAUGCUGCCGGCGUACGUGGUGCUGUUCACGCUCAUCAGCUGCAUGCUGAUCGCCGUCGCUGUGGUCAACAUACUUUCCAGCGAUGAAGAGGACGUCAGCACUACGUCGAUCCCCGGAGUACCGUUCCUAACGCGGCCGAAAGGGCGCGUUCCGGUCGUUGAAUUCACAACCACGAUUGACAACAGCUCGUACAGCACGGACGUAUACUAG